AAUGAUGUCGGAGACUGAAUCAUAUUCCGAGUACAUAUCGGAUACAAUCAGCGAUAGUAAUACAGUAACGAUGGAUGAAACUGUCUCGGAAACUCAAGGAAAAAGCAGUAAAGAAGAUUCAUCUGGCUCCAAAAAAGAACAAACAAAAGAAAAAAAGGAGAAAAAAGAGAAAAGAUCGAAAGAAGAGAAGAGAGAGAAAAAAAAGAAAACUCUGGAAACAACUAGUGAGUCUGAGUCCAUGAUUUCUGAAGCAGAUAGAAAGAAGGAGAAAAAGAAGAAAAAGGAGAAAAAGGAGAAAAAGGACAAGGAAAAGAAAGACAAGAAAAAAAAGAAACACCAUUCUUCCCAGGAGAGCAGCGCUAUCACUAGCGACACUGUUGGUAGCGAGACAAUAACUGAAGAGGCCGAAAGUGAUAAAGAUUUCUCCGGAAAAGUUCAAAAUAACGGUCAAACUUUGCAAAGUGAUGAUAAGGCUGUUGAAAUUGAAAAGAAUUCCCAACCUACCGAAGAACCUGCAAAGAAAACCGAAACUGAAAAAGUACACGAAGAAGAAGAAGAAGAAGAAGAAGAAGAAGAAGAAGAAGAAGAAGAAAAAAACGCGGAGGAUGAAGAUACAGUUGAAGAAAAUGACAAUGAACAAGGAACUGAAAAGGAGGAAUCUUUAAACGAAACAAAAGUUGAGCCAGAAAAACACGUGCCGGCACAAUCUGCUGAACAAAACGUUUGUGAAGAUCAAGACAAAACUGUUGGAAAUCAACAUGAAAAGAUGCCUGAAGAAUCUAAAGAAAACAGCGAAAGUCGAGAGGAAAAUGAAAACACCGAUACUGGCAGCUAUUCAAAAGCGAAUGAUAGUGAAGAAAACGUAAAGGAAGUUGAUGACGCCAAGGAGGAUGUCAAGAAAGAACAACUUGAGCAAAAGGUAGAAAAAGAGAUUGAAGCAGAAAGUGAAAAAGCUGCAGAAGCUAAAAAAGAAGAGAAAAAAGAGAGUGAACAAGAAGAUGAGGAAAGCGAGGAAGAGGAAGAGGAGGAUGAGGAUGAGGAGGAAGAGGAGGGUGAAGAAGAGAAGGACGAAAAAGAAGAGGAUAAAACAUCAAAAGACGACGGGAAAAAAGAUCUAGAAGAGGAACAAAUAGUAGAGAAGACGAUCAGUGACAAAACCCCAGCUAAAGAGGAGAAAGAAAAUGAUAAGAAAGACACAAACGAUGAUGUUGAAGAAGCGGGAAAGGCUGAUCCAGAGGAAAAUGAAAAGCCAAUCGAAGAAGCUCAAAAAAUUGAGGAGCAAGAAAAGACAGAUUCAAAGAAAGAGGAAAAUAAGAGUAGCAAGGAAGAGGAAAAAGACUCUGUUGAUGAAAGUAGUAUAAAUAUUGAAACUAACAAAACUUUGGAAAAUACUGCAAUAGCUACAGAGGUAGCUAAAUCAGAAAUUGAAAAAGAAGAUAAUAAUAAUACUGCAGAAUUAGAUAAUAAACCUGUAGAAAAACUGCAACUUUCGUGCAGCACAUUGUUGAACACGGAACCUGAAGUACAAAAAUUGAUUAGAGAGCAUCUAGCUUCACCUGUCGAACCUACUGCGGAGGAAACGGCCAUCGCAUAUGGACAAUUAAAGAAAUUAUUACAAGAAGAGAAAGAAAAACCUCAGGCUGUAGACGCAGUCACCGUACUAGAAAAAGCGAAGCAAAAAGCAAUUGAUCCAGAGGCGAUAGUAUAUUCGUCAAGAGUUCUACAAGCUAGAACUCUAGUUAACAGCCAAGAACGACUAUUUGAUAAACUAGCCCAAAUAAGGCAUCAGUUUUACAAUUUGGAUGUUGAAGUUGCUGUUCUACGUAGAUCGUGUUUGCCUACUAUGCACGAUCUACAAUUAAUGCAAAUGCCGAGCGAUAGGCCUAAGAAAUUUGCAGGUAGACGCGCCUAA
This is a messenger RNA of Dimorphilus gyrociliatus, 1912 nucleotides long. The record is from the annotation of a GenBank genome assembly. Lineage: Eukaryota; Metazoa; Annelida; Polychaeta; Dinophilidae.